UUACCAAUAAUAGAACCUCAUCACUUGUCUUGUAGUAUGUAAGUGGGACCAAAUGGUAAUAAUCAAUCUCAUAAUUAGGUGGUACCACUGAGAACAGCAAUUACAACUAGUACUUGAGUUGUUAUUAUUGUUGACCAAUUUCCAUUUGUGAUAAAUACAAGCAUAAUGAUAGCUAAUAUUAUCAUAAAUAUCAUUAAGAAACCAGACAAAGACACCCUCCUAUUUCCAUCAAUGUGUGAUGUGAGAAUCGUGUUCCAUCAUUAUUCCUGCACAUUAUAAUAAACAAGGAAAGUUAAGCACUAAAUAAGGCUCACAUCAUUACAUUUACAGAAUUUGAAUAAACUUCACAUCAUUACUACAUUGCUAUUUCUACUGUUUCAAAGGAAAAUACAAUAUUGAGUGUCCUUUAUUAGGACCGUAAAUUUGUCCACAAAUUAGGACAGAAAACGUCAAUGGUUAAUUCAUUAGGGUAGUCAUACAUGGUUGCAAAGCAUGUGGCACAUUAUAAUUGGUUCCUUAUUAGUAAUUUGUAGUUUCAUUCUUUAAAAACAAAUGACAAAGAGAAGAGAAGAGAAGAGCAGAGUUCAGUUGUUGAGAUAUUGUGUUUGAAGAACUAAGCAUUCGAUGCCCAUACAGAACAUACUAUCCAAAUCUAACCCCAACCCACCAAAUCUUUCCCUCAAAAGUCUCAAUCUUUGUCUUCAAUCUUUCUCUUCAUCUUCCAUUCCACCCCCAACCCACCACCACAUUGCUCACCUCAUCCUAGACCAACCAUCUCCUUCCCAAGCUCUCCAAACCUUCCGAUGGGCAUCCAAACUCCCCAACUUCACCCAUUCUCAAUCCACUUACCGAGCUUUGAUUCACAAGCUCUGUACUUUUCGCCGUUUCGACACUGUCCACCACCUGCUCGACGAAAUGCCCACAUCCAUUGGCUCACCCCCUGAUGAAGAUAUCUUCCUCACUCUCAUUCGAGGACUUGCUAGAGCUCGAACAACCCCACAAAUUAUCAUCAAAGUCCUUAACUUUGUUUCCAGGUUUCAUGGAAAGCCUUCUCUCAAGAUUUACAACUCCAUUCUCAAUGUUCUAGUCAAGGACAACAUAGACAUAGCUAGAGAGUUUUACAGGAAGAAGAUGAUGGCUACUGGAGUUGUUGGGGAUGAUUACACCUUUGGGAUUUUGAUGAAAGGACUCUGCUCCACUAAUCGAAUUGCUGAUGCUUUUAAGCUUCUGCAACUGAUCAAAUCCACCAAGGGAGUCACUCCCAAUGCCAUCAUCUACAACACAUUGCUUCAUGCUCUAUGCAAGAAUGGGAAAGUGGGCAGGGCAAGGAGUUUGAUGAAUGAGAUAGAAAAGCCUAGUGAUGUCACCUUUAAUGUCCUCAUUUGUGCUUAUUGUGCUGAAGAAAAUUUGAUACAAGCUAUGGUGCUACUGCACAAGUGCUACUCUUCAGGACUUGUACCGGACAUUGUUCCUGUAACCAAGGUGAUGGAACUUCUCUGCAGCUCGGGCCGUGUAUCCGAGGCUGUUGAGAUUUUAGAGACAUGGGGGAGUAAGGGAGGCACAGUUGAUGUUGUUGCUUAUAACACCUUAAUUAAAGGUUUUGUUGCCUUUGGAAAAGUGAGAGUUGGGCAUAGAGUUUUUAAGGAGAUGGAGACUAAAGGCUGCCUUCCCAAUGUGGAGACAUACAAUUUGUUAAUAUCUGGUUUGUGUGAGUAUAAGAUGUUGGAUUCAGCUCUGGACUUGUUUAAUGAAAUGGUGACAGAUGGGGUCAAUAGGAAUUUUGUUACUUAUGAUACAUUGAUAAGAGGUUUGUGCUCGGUAGGGAGGACAGAAGAUGGAUUUCGGAUCCUGCAACUAAUGGAGGAGAGCAGAGAGUGUGGUCGAAUCAGUCCUUAUAACAGUAUUGUAUAUGGUCUGUAUUUACAGAAUCAAACAGAUGAAGCACUUGAGUUCCUGACCAACAUGGGGAAAUUAUUUCCUAGAGUUGUUGAGAAGAGUUUGAGGAUUUUAGACUUGUGCAAGGAGAAGAAAGUAGAGGAUGCAAAGAUCAUUUAUGAUGAGAUGGUUGAAGAAGGUGGAGCUCCAAGUGCUGUUGUUUACAGCCAGUUGAUUCAUGGCUUUUGCGAAGAAGGGUGUGUUCGGGAAGCAUUUGAGUUGAUGAACGAGAUGAUUAGCCGCGGCUGCUGCUCCUCUCCCACUUCUUCAACAUUGAAUGCGCUUGUGCUCGGGUUUUGCAGGCAAGGCAAAAGUGAUAGUGCAGUGAGGCUGAUGGAAGACAUGGUUGGACGAGGAUGCAGGCUCGACGCAGGCAGUUACAAUGCUGUGAUGGUUGCCAUUUGCAGAGAGGGAGAUGUUGACAUGGCUUCAAAAGUUUUAACACAAAUGAUUGAAAAUGGAAUUGUUCCUGGUUUUUUUAAAUGGAAUUCAUUGCUUCUUUGUUUAUAUCAUCAAGACACACCCCACAUAUUCCAUGUAAAUAAGUUGAUUGACUACAUAAUAAACAAUUAAUUUGCUUUGUUUGUUUGUUUUUUUGUCCAUUAAGAUUAAUGUCAUGUGGUGAUAUUGCUGUGAUUGGAAUAAUAUUUAUUGAGUUUGGCAUUUCA
This is a messenger RNA of Cannabis sativa, 2603 nucleotides long. Its product is annotated as pentatricopeptide repeat-containing protein At2g17525, mitochondrial. NCBI's taxonomy places the organism in Eukaryota, Viridiplantae, Streptophyta, Magnoliopsida, Rosales, Cannabaceae. Gene Ontology annotation, molecular function: protein binding. The transcript has a single exon. The record is from RefSeq and is a predicted model, not a curated record. The coding region runs from base 625 to 2508 and encodes 627 amino acids.